ACACAUAAGUAAUCUCCUCUGCAUAACAAUCAAUCAACUCCGUUUUCACUCUUCCUUUGAUCAUUCCCAAAAUUCCAAGUAAUCAUGGGUGUUUUCACAUACGAAUCUGAGGUUGCUACUGCAAUUCCACCAGCCAAGAUGUUCAAAGCUUGUAUCCUUGAUGGUGACAAUCUCAUCCCCAAGAUUGUUCCCCAGGCUUUUAAGAGUGUUGAGUACAUUGAAGGCAGUGGUGAGCCUGGGAGCAUCAAGAAGAUUACCUUUGGAGAAGGAAGCCAAUUCAAUUACAUGAAGGAGAAGGUUGAAGCAUUAGACAAAGAUAACUUUGUUUACAUCUACAGUGUGAUUGAAGGCGAUGCUCUGAUGAACACGCUUGAGAAAAUCACUUAUGAGACCAAGUUGGAGCAAUCUCCAGCUGGGGGAUCCAUAUGUAAGACCACCAGUAAAUAUUACACCAUUGGUGACUUUGAGAUCACUGAAGAGGGAAUCAAGGCCGGCAAAGAAAAGGCCUUGGGAAUUUUCAAGGUUGUUGAAGCUUACCUUCUGGCAAAUCCUGAUGCCUACUGAAAAAUCCCAAACUUUUGAGACAUAGCAUC
Messenger RNA from Theobroma cacao (cacao), 593 nucleotides. Its product is annotated as major allergen Pru av 1-like. Gene Ontology annotation, cellular component: cytoplasm; nucleus. Gene Ontology annotation, biological process: defense response; abscisic acid-activated signaling pathway. NCBI's taxonomy places the organism in Eukaryota, Viridiplantae, Streptophyta, Magnoliopsida, Malvales, Malvaceae. The record is from RefSeq and is a predicted model, not a curated record. Gene Ontology annotation, molecular function: protein phosphatase inhibitor activity; signaling receptor activity; abscisic acid binding.